Dromaius novaehollandiae (emu) is the source of this 3395-nucleotide messenger RNA. RefSeq names its product torsin family 4 member A (gene TOR4A). Gene Ontology annotation, molecular function: ATP binding; ATP hydrolysis activity. Bases 372 to 2042 code for a protein of 556 amino acids. The record is from RefSeq and is a predicted model, not a curated record. Gene Ontology annotation, cellular component: nuclear envelope; endoplasmic reticulum lumen. The transcript is spliced from 2 exons. NCBI's taxonomy places the organism in Eukaryota, Metazoa, Chordata, Aves, Casuariiformes, Dromaiidae.
GGGCCGCCCUUCCCCGCACGCCCAGCCUCUCCGCGGAGGCGGCCAGAAAGGGCUCUUCUGCCUGCCGGAGGUCCCGGGGAGCUCUGAGUCAGCCGCUGGUGAGUCUUAGCGUGGUAAUCUCAAAGCAUUACAAUAGGAAAACUUGCAUAGUGUAAUUAGUCCUACAGUUUUUAGGGCAUGUAAAAGUCUUAAAAUUAAUUGGAACAAGCCGGAAACAAAGCAGUUCAAACAGAAGUGAGAAAGCUGGAAAAAGGCCUCUCAGCGCUUGUCUGCAAGAGCAGGCAUAAAAAACAGCGUAAAAAGCUGCGUUUCAGAGCCACACAACGCUGCAGAGAGAAGACAAUGUGAAUGGGCUGUAAGAACCAAACGAGAUGGAUGGAGAGCUGCCCUGUGCUGAGGUGGAUGGAGAACUGCCCUCUGCCACAGAGGAUGCGGGAGGAGAGGUGGCCUGUGCCAAGAGCGAUGCGGGAGGAGAGGUGGCUUGUGCUGAGAGCAAGGCAGAAGGGGAGGUGCCCAGCACUGAGAGCAAGGCAAAAGGAGAGAUGCCCGAUGCUGAGAGCUGUGGGGAAGGAGAGAUGCCCUGUGCUGAGCAUGCUGCUGAAGGAGACAUGCCCAGUGCUGACAGUGAUGUAAAAGGAAAGGCACCAUGCGCUGAGAGUGAUGCAAAACGAAAGCUGCCUUGUGCCGAGAGUGACGGGGAAGGAGAGACACCCAGUACUGAGAGCGAUACUGAAGGAGAGACACCCAGUGCUGAGAGCGAUGCAAAAGAAGAAGGACCUUGUGCUGAGAUCCCUGCUGCUCCAAAGAAAAUCUCUUCUAUUUCUUCUCCCUUGCGGGCGAUCAUCCGCCUUCGACGACAAUUCCGGAUGCAAAAGAAAAGUCGUCUGCAUUUAGAGCUCCCAAGAGAAAAAUCUUCAGAGCUGGUCCAAACGAGGCUGCUUCAAAGGCAGAUUUCCCUGAACCGAAAUAGCUUGUAUGGUUCUUCUAUGUCCUUCUUUAAUCAGAGCAGCUUUGAAAAUUCACAGUACUUCACCUUUGACACAUCUGUGGACCAAUAUGCUAUGAGUAAAUGCAGGCGGAAGAAGAAACGUAGGAAGUCUAGGAUAGUCCUGUAUCCAGAUAAAACAAAAAGAUAUCUUCCAACAGAGGAGAAGAGCAAUGCGAAACGCUGCCUUCUCUUGCUUAUUGUCAUUAUCUUCUUCCAGAUUCUAAAUGCUAUUGAGAACCUGGAUGAUAACCUCCAAAAAUAUGACCUAGAUGGGUUGGAGAAAACGAUGCACCGGGAAGUAUUUGGGCAGAAUGCUGCUGUAGAAAGUAUUAUGGAAUUGCUGAAAGACUAUCUGGCUACCCACAUACACAACAAGCCUCUGGUAAUCUCUUUAAAUGGUCCAGUAGGAGUGGGGAAGAGCCAUGUUGGCUGGCUGUUGGCCAAACAUUUUCGUUCUGUCAUGGACAAUGACUUCGUGCUUCAGUACUUUGUGAUGCAUCACUGUCCAAAUGGGGUAAGUGAUCUUACUUGCCAAAUAGAUUUGUCUAAGAAGAUUUCUGACAUGGUUACAAGAGCUGAAAUAGAAGAGAAGAUACCAUUGUUUAUUCUGGAUGAGGUUGAACUCAUGUCUCCAGUCCUGCUGGAUACUCUCAGCCAAUUCUUUGAACCCAAUCAAACCAAUGAGUUCCUCAAUGCCAUCUACAUUUUAAUAAGCAACAUAGGAGGCAGUGAAAUAACAAAGUUUGUCAUCCAGAAUGCAUCCACUGAGCUUCUGCAUCAGCAAAGGGGAAUUGAAGAACUGCUGAACAUCAUCCGGCCUUUACUGAUCCAUGUUCACCCUCUCUGGAAGUCUGCGGACAUUGUCCCAUUUGUUCUUCUGGAGAAGAGUCACGUCAUAAACUGCUUCCUAGAGGAGAUGAGGAGGGAAGGGCUGUAUCCUGACCAGAACCAUAUUGAAAACUUAGCCAGUCAGCUCAGUUACUACACGUUGGGAGACAAGCAGUACUCCAGAACGGGCUGCAAGCAGGUUGUGGCCAAAGUCAAUUUACUGUAGUGGUUUACUGCAGAGAUCAAAUCCUGCUCUCAGGACUAGCAGAAUUCUGGGCUUAGAGAGGAGUACGUUAUAGCAGACUGUGGUCAUGGUGUCCUUUCUCAGGCCAGCUCUAAUUCCGUCCCAGUGGACAUAUUGUAAGAGCAUUUGAGGUGAGGAGACAGCACCCCAGACUCCUCUACCGUGUGAGCUCUGUUCUCCCCAGGUGCAUCGCUUGUUCCUAAAGUUCUGUGAACGAGGCAUGGUCAACGAAGCCCAAGCAACCUCCCCUUAAUUUGGGGGUGCUUAGUCUGUUCCUCACAUGCUUGUUUGGGAUAUUUGUCAUGAAGGAUUUGUGAGAUGAAAACAGAUGCUGUGGAAUAAUAUAAACAGAAGGAGGAAAUAGUAACGCAUUUGGGUUUACUGUCUCAGCAGUACACAGAGCCUUAUAUCAUUACUUCUGUGGCCUCACUGUCUUCACCUCUUUCUUUACUUUGGUUGGUCCUGUUUGGUCUUGUGCAAGAUGGGUGGUUCUGCAGAGCAGAGGCAAUGCUGACAGCCAGGGGGACAUCUGGGAGGUCUGGAAGAAUCUGUGGUUCUUUUGUCACCCAAACGCCCUGGCAGUCAGAGCUCGGCAUCCUCCAGUUCCUGUGUGACCUCACUCCUGUGAAACUCUUUUGUGUCCUUGGAUUAGUUCCUAAGCUGUAGCUCUUCUGAGCUCAUACCUUAGCUCACCUUUGGCACCUUCAGUGAGAUUCCUGCUGUGCAAGUUUGUUUGAGCUUGCCUCGAGGCCUGCUUGGAUGGUGCCAGCUAGGGUACAAAUAACUGCCGGAUUGUUUAGGUCUGGCGGUGGCAACUUGUCCUAAGAGCUCUUCUGCUUUUUGCUUCUGGGUACACUUUACCACAUUCAUUAUCUAGAAAGCCCAAAAUAGCAACUGACAGAUAUCAAGCAAUACACACUGGAAAAGACAAUUUGGGCUGUCUGUGCCAAGUGCAGUGCAAAUCCUGGGCUUAUUCCCAGUCCUGCAAGGCCAAAAAGGUUCUUUACCAUCAAGACCCAGGGGAGAGCAGGUUGCCUAGAAGCACCUUUGAAAAAGCACAUGCCCUUGUUUUGAGCAGGCACACUGAGCAGUUAUUUAUGACAUUGCUUUGCAUCAGUUUUCUUUUCUUUUCUUUUCUUUCUUUUUUUUUUUUGUGCCUAUAUCCCCUUCUACAAUUUGCUGUGAACUACCAUACACAUAAAUCCUGUGGAUGUUUGCACUGGUUGUUUGAUUUGCCUCUUUCUAAUAAUGAGUCUCCAAGGACUUCCAUCACAAAAUCCUGCUUCUAGAGCUAUCGUGAGGAAUAAAUCCACAAAUAAAAUCUUUCAAAGUACA